Seminavis robusta is the source of this 4890-nucleotide messenger RNA. The record is from the annotation of a GenBank genome assembly. NCBI's taxonomy places the organism in Eukaryota, Bacillariophyta, Bacillariophyceae, Naviculales, Naviculaceae.
GUCAUCAAAGAGAGAUAUCAAAGAUCUCCCUUCUUCUUCGCUCUGUGUCAACAAAGCAUCAACAACGCUCAGGCAAUAAAAUCAAGGAACGCUCAGGCAAUUCUCAACCCCAUAAAAAAUGAACUGGCACGAAAACAAGUCUGGAACUGAAUGACGCGAUAACCCCACACCACCCAUAACUUUCACAUAGUUGACCUUUUGCCUCGUUCGACAGCACAAGCAAGAGACCCUUGCGAGCCAACUUACUCAACAUGCCCUCGAAGAUACAUGACUUCGUCUUCAACAAUGCCCAUCAGCAGGAUUCUGCCGAGGCUGAAAAGGCAGUCCGGGAAAAAUAUCCUCUUCUUCUUGGCAAAGAUGAGAAAAUCGUCUUAGCAUUCAAAGGUCGGGGUGGUGUUGGCAGAGACAAGUCCUACUUUACCACUGACCGUAUCAUCAUCAAGGACGGCAAAGGUGUUAGCGGCAAGCGCAAGCAAUACCAGAGUAUUCCCUGGUGGUCGAUGGAGGCGUUCUCCACAGACACGGCUGGAAAAUUUGAUGGUGAUGUCUCCGUUCGCAUCUACAGCAGGGGUAUUGACUAUGUUGAAAUUGACUUGGCAGCAGACAAUGUCAAUAUCUAUGAAGUCCAGCAAUUCUUGAGUGAAAAGCUGCUGGCGGUCAAGCAUACCGGAAUUGAUGUCCAAGUCGAUACUACACCUCCUGAUCUGAAGAAGCAAGAAUCCUCUGCUGGUAGCAUCAUUGGCUGGUUUGGUGAUAACGCCAAACAGACGGAUCCCAAGGAAGCAGAAAGCACCCUCAAGAUACAAAUGCCCAUUCUGUUGAAAAAUGAAACGGUGCAGAUCGGAUUCCAAGCAGGACAGGAUUACAUUGUCUUCACGGACCUGCGUGUCUUGAGAGUUGACGUUGAGGGUGCCUUUGAGGGUGUCUCUGAUAAAAAGGUUGGAUUCUUUUCAAUCCGCUGGGAUAUCAUCAAAGCAUUCUCGGUUCAAACUGCUGGAGCCUUUCUUGACAGUGAUAUGGAAAUGUGCCUCUACACCAACUUGCGAGGUGUUGGACGCAUUGCACAAGAUCUUCAUCAUGGCAAAGCAGACCUCUUUGCCUUGCAAAAGAUUCUCUGCAAUCACAUUCUAGGAGAAGACGCGGCACCUGUGAAAGAAGUUGACACCCAUGAAGGAGAAGUCAAUGAGAAGGGUUUCUGGUGGUUCCAUGACAACCAGAGGCCUCUGGAUACAGUGGAAAUGAACAAGGUCUACCACUCAGCACCUGCAAUUCUGCGUGGGAAUGAAACUGUUGAAAUGGCGUUCAAGGGGCAUCGUGACAUCACGUUGUUCACCAACCUUCGUGUCAUUUUGAUCGACCCAAAGGGCCUUACUGGGAAGAAAACCGAAUAUACAUCCCUCUGCUGGGAUUCGAUUACUGCUCAUGGUGUUCGUACGGCAGGCAAGCGUGCCGAUACUGAUUGUGAAGUCCUGUUCUGGACAGAGAUGGACUUCUAUGCUGGCAGAGCACCCGUUCAGGAUGAUAAUCCUGUGCCACCACGCCCUGCACAGUCAUUUUUCGAAAUUGACUUUAACAAGAACAGAGUUGAUAUGACAGCCCUCAACUACUAUCUAUCUCAGCGUCUUGUAGCCAAAAAGAAACCUAUGAGACAGGGAGUUCCCAUUCCUAUGGAUACCUCAAAGCUGCAAUUGGAGAAACCCGAAAUGGAAUUGGAAGCCUUGCUCCAAAAAGUGGGAGGGGACCAAAGGGAGAUCGACCCCAAAGCCAUUGAUGAAGAGUUUCAUUCCUCUACAAAGAUUCUGUUGGAUGGUGAGCAUGUCCUGAUGGCUUUCAAAGCUGGGCGGGAUAUUUCUUGCUUCACCAGCCAUCGCGUUCUUCUCAUUGAUGUGCAAGGACCCAGUGGCAAGAAGGUUGAGUAUCGAAGUAUUCCGUUCUCGAGCAUCCGUGCCUGGUGUUGUGAAACAGCUGGUGUGUGGGACACAGAUACAGAGUUGACACUGUACACUCGCAAUGGUUGGGACUUGGCCAAGAUUGACUUGGACUUCCGUACUGGCAAAGCUGACAUUUCUCGGAUCAACAGGUUUUUGGCUGCUCUCAUUAUUGGUUUGCCCAGUGAUUCCAAGGUUGACUUUGGGGCACACAGUGCCUCAAGCAGUGAAACAAAACCAAUCAAGGGGGCAACCCCAGGUAUUCUUGAUAACUGCUGGGAGAUUGAUGCCGCUGAGAUCGACAAAAAACUUCGCAGUGACCCCUUGCUGUUGCUGGAUGAAGAGAAGGUGCUCCGUGCGUUCCAGCGUGGCCGAGAUGUUACUGCUUACACAGACAGAAGGAUGAUCUCGAUUGAUACCAAGGGUUUGUCUAGCAAAAGGGUCAAGUACAAGUCCGUUCCUUUCCACCAGGUAUAUGCCUACGAGUUCGAAACGUGUGGGCUUAUAGACCGUGACGCAGAGAUCUAUCUUCACACUGAGAUCUCCGAUGUGACACAGGAGGAGUGCCCUCGAAAGGUGAAGGGACUUACCACCAAGCAGAGUUUGCUAGUGGCCAAGAUUGACAUCUAUGGCAUUGGCAACUUUUUCAAUGAUCAAGUCUUGUUCAACAAGAAAAGGCAUUUGGCUGAACCGGAUGGUUUGCAAGUGAACUUUAUUGAAUGUUUCUCGAAUCUUGGAGUUUGAAUGUGUCGUGGACGUUCGAUGUUAGCAAGGAACGGUAUUGCCUAAGUCUGGGAUAGAACGAGAUGUGAUGGAUAGCCUGGUGCCUGCCAAAACAUUUUUUACUUGUUGCCAUGCCUUGACGACUGUAGGUUUUCGAUGCUGACCACUUCCAGUCCUAUCGUAUCGGAAAGGUUCUGGGUGGGGGUACAGAGGCAAGUCAAGACCGAAUAUGGGGAUGAGGUGUGGCAAGUUUUAAAAAGUCCGAAAUACUUAACUUGGUUUGUUCAUAAAAGAGGUCGCCUUGGCGACUCAAUGUUGUGCUUCGCGCUUCGCGAAAGCCAUCUACGUGAUGUGUCACGUCACUUACGUGGAGCGCACUUACUCACAUUGGCUGUGUCGGCGGAAUUGCUUUUUUUCUCCCAGCUAGUAUAAUUAUUUUUGCAGCGUUUUUGGUUACCGUAGAAACACCUUUGAAAGAACGUUGCUUCAGAUUCCCAGUUUCACAACACAGGGGUACCGGUACCGGUGUGUCAUUCUCAGUGUCUAGUUAGCUACGUGGUACCGUAGCGUGGUACCGGUAGUGCUACUAGCCAGACCGUGCCCAGUGCUCACCUUUUUUUUAAAAAACAUCCAAAUCUUUGAAGAGUUCCAUCAAGCCUUGAGAAUAGCAGAUGGUUGCUCGUCCCAUCGCAGCUCAGGACGCACACGCAUCCACAGCGCUGAAGGAGGCGGCAAGAGGAGCUCUAGCAAGCUAGAGCAGGCAGAACUGCUGAGAACGUUCAAAAGACGGAUGGCCGUUUGCCUCCCACAAGCCAAAGCCGAGCCGAGAAGAUCUGAUGAUGCCGCCAUGUGCUUCCAAAUUAUUCAACCCUUUGUGGUGCAGCUUUCAGGUUGGUUCGAGUGGAAAUGUGGCAAUUGGCAAUAAAGUUUUUAGAAGCGGGGGAAGAGCAAGAAAAAAGUAUUGUAUUUGGUUCUCUUUGGCUGUUUCGAGCUGUUUCGCUGCUCUGACACACUACUGUACAUGUACUGAGCUCACACUGGCUACUACGUACUUUACUCUGAUGAGAAAGAACGGAGUACUCAGUGGCUUGCCAGCUAUUGAGACGCCACCAUCGUCGACUGCUGGUUCCUUUAGUCCACCGGGGGGUGGAGAAAUCCAGUGGCAUGUGAAUGGCACUGCCCCUCCAGUGGAAGACAGUGGUAAAUGGUGGUCAAGAAAACAGCAGUAUUAGUAGAGACAGUGGUAAACAGCGGUAUGUAAAGAGCGGUAAACAGCGGUAAAUAUGGUGGUACAGACAGCGGUAAAUAGUGGUAGACGGUGGUUGGCAGUAAUAAGCAAAUGGAUACUAGUAGUACCUCGCCAAAACCUUAGGUGGGCAGUGAUGAAGCAAUGGAUUUCUCCAUCCCCCCGCUGUUCAGUACGCUGAUCCGGUGGCAGCUGCCGCAACUGUAGCUACCAGGUAGCGGUAUAGUAAUAAGCAGAUGACAUUGUGACCAGACACUGUAGAUAGUCUAGUACCGGUUUAUUGGCUUGACACCAGGCUCGAAAUCAAUGUCGUGUGUCGGUCGCGUGUUUCGGUUUGGAUCGGCUUUUAAUAAAAGUGGAAAGUAUUGCACAGAUUUAUCGUAAGUAGCAGUACACUGGUUGCGGUCACGGUUCGGUACGGUACCCGGUACCAUAGCAAGAGCCACAAUAGCCAGCGGCUUCCGCUUGCCGGAGGAUCAAGGUCAAGUUUCUCCGAUCCGAGCCUUGGCUGGAUAGUGGUAGUAAUUACUAGCUAGCUAGCUAGUAGAACGUUGUGUACUCGCUUCGUGGGCUGGCUGCCGCAGUUUUCAUCCAAAUUGACGGGAGAGAGGAGCCUUCAUUGUGAUAACAGAGGAGAACUUCCAGGGAGGCCUGUUCAAAGACUCUCUAUCACCCUACAAGCCAAAUCAUAUAUUGGCCAAGAAGAUUGUUCAUGGUAUCCCUGCAACAAGCCAACUCUUUUAAGAUGCUUGACGACGUCUCUUCGACCCUAUUUGGCGUAGACUCGUCGACUCUCUUUGGCUUAGACUCCUCAUCGUCAACAACAGGUAUUGGCCGCACUCGUGGCGUCCAACGUUCCAGCUCCGGAAAUAGUGGCCGCACUCGAGGCGUCCGACGUACCAAGUCUUGGGUCUUUCGGAAGACCACCGGUCGUGAUUUCUCGGCUGCAGCUCACGCCGCGGCAGAUGCGCCAACGAAUAUCUUUGCAUCAGA